Molecule: messenger RNA, 640 nt
Organism: Drosophila serrata
Lineage: Eukaryota; Metazoa; Arthropoda; Insecta; Diptera; Drosophilidae
Source: RefSeq, a predicted model, not a curated record
UUACUUUCCCUGUCAUGUUAUUAGUUUAUUUUCGUUGUUUAGUAAAUAGAAUCAAUCAAAAUCAUUAAAAAUGUGUUUCAAGCUGAACCGCAGGGGUUAUUGUUAUUUAAUGGCAAUAUUCACCUACUCGAAUGCAGCGAUCGAAAUUACCUACUCAAUCAUUAUGCUAAUCCAUUAUGGAGAGCAUUACGAUUGGCUAUGGGCCUUGAUUUUCGCAUGGUUCCCGAUUCUGUUUGCGGGAAUGUUCCUAAUUAUUGGGACAUGUCUCUCAGAUUCUUACCUGAGAACCAAACGCGUUUUACUCAAGAUCUGGAUAGCAGUGGCUAUAAUCUGUGGAUUCGCAAUUAUAAUCAUUAAAAUAGGAAUAAUCGUACGACCGUUUGUACUGGUUGGAAUCUGGAGAAAUAUAUUGCGUAUCGUUGUCUUUUGUUGUUUCUUACUAUUGGUAUUUUCCUUCGUAUACUUCCCAUGUCUAUAUGUCCAAGAUCUGGAUGAAGAAUUGGAUUUCUAAUAAAAGCUUGGAUCCUAAAUUUCCAGUGCUAUUAUUUAUAAAAUAAUACCUUUCUAAUUUUGUCAUUGAUCGGAAAAUCAUAAGCAAACUUUGUUAAGUCUAUAUAAAGAAUAAAAUUCUAGUAAAAGG